Fusarium subglutinans is the source of this 735-nucleotide messenger RNA. Its product is annotated as YPC1-alkaline Ceramidase. NCBI's taxonomy places the organism in Eukaryota, Fungi, Ascomycota, Sordariomycetes, Hypocreales, Nectriaceae. The transcript is spliced from 7 exons. The coding region runs from base 1 to 735 and encodes 244 amino acids. The record is from RefSeq and is a predicted model, not a curated record. Gene Ontology annotation, biological process: ceramide biosynthetic process; ceramide catabolic process. Gene Ontology annotation, cellular component: endoplasmic reticulum membrane.
AUGGCAGCACCAUUUUGGGGUCCUCAGACCUCUUACCUAAACUUUUGUGAAGAGGAUUAUGUUAUCACACGGUAUAUUGCUGAGUUUAUAAAUACUCUUAGCAGUUUCACAUAUGGCGUGGGGAUAUGUUCAGCUGGAUAUCACAUGACCUUGAAGUAUCAUACUCAAAUGUCUGAUGAACUGUCAAUGCAUCUUCUCACCACACCCCUCAUCUACCGACUUCUCAGCUUCAAAGCCAGUCCUCAAAAGAGGCGAAUCGUUGGGACCAUUCUUUCAAUAUUAUUCACGAUUGUCAUGGUCACUCAUAUGGUCAUGGAUGAGUUUCUUUUGCACGCCAUUACGUUUGGCAUGGGCAUUUAUGUCAUUGCUACCCGUGUGCUGAAGGUAAUUCCUCAGCAGGUCAAGGACCCAACCAUCAGGAAGAAAUUCCAAAACAUGGCUAUUCUCGGACUUGGAUUCUUUGGCUUUGGAUAUAUUGUUUGGCUCAUUGACGAGUUCGCUUGCCGGUAUCUGACGAGUGCAAGGCAUGCAGUUGGUCUGCCCUUUGCGUUUCUUUUGGAACUUCAUGGAUGGUGGCAUGUGUUCACCGCUAUCGGAGGCUAUACCGCUGUUGCUGUCAUUGAUGUCGUUACGACAGGGGAGGUGAUCGAGGACCCUACGGACACAUUUGCUUGGCCCGUUCCUGUUGCUGCCAGACUGAUGUCUGGAUCUUCUGGGACAGUGAAGCAAGGCUAA